AUGUCAUCAUAUACGAACCCCGUACCCACUCCCGCGGCGGCUGCCGAGCCCUCGUCCGUCGUCGUCGAGUCUUCCGAGGGCACCUCGGUGGCGGCGGGCUCGGUAGCCAAGAGGCGACGUAUUAACUUCGCCUGCAACUACUGCCGCAACCGGAAGACGCGCUGCGAUGAGCAAAAGCCGUCGUGCCGGGCCUGCAUCAACGCCGGCAUCGAGUGCGUCACGACGGACCGGCGGAGGCCCGGCGUCGAGGUCCAGCGCCGGGAGACGAAGCGCCGACUGUCUCGGGCAUCCAGCGCGUCCUUGACGCAUUCGCUGACGGCCGUCGCGUCUCCACACUCACCUCGAGAAGAGCUUGAGAGCUCUGAGCUGCCGCCGCCGCCGCCGGCACUACCGUACACCCGCACCAAGACUUCACCGUCGAUAGAGCUGCUCUACAGCCGUGACCGGACAGCGUCGGUAGCGGCUCCUAAGCUUGUCACGGUUCCCAAGGAUGCUGCCGUCACCAUCAUACCGGAAGAUGAGGAGCCUCCCGCCUGCCAGGCCCCGCCUAAGUAUCAAGGAAAGUUACCUGUAGUACGCCCCAGCCGCGGGAACAACUCGGUCGAGAUCCUCGGCGACUGGUUGGACCUUGCUGCGCGUCGGCUAGGGAUUCAACAAAGGCGCGGGAUGCCAACGCGCAUAGACAGGCCGCCGGCUUACCGCAUUCUGUCGUCUGAACCCUGCCCGUUUCCUCCCAAAGAAAUUGCCCGCAAGCUUGCUGCCCGCUACCUCGAAGGUAUCAAUCUGGUCUAUCCCCUCUUCACCCCAGACCGUCUCAUGCGAGACAUUGACACAGCCGUGGAACUCGGCCCAAUAAACUUCGCAGAGGCACGAGGUUUAGCGGCCUUGGUGUCGGUCUACCUCGUCAUGUCUAUCGCGUUUGCUUCCGCGGCACUAUCGGAACCAACACUGGAUCCCGGGGACUAUGUAAUAUACUGCAAAACUCUCAUUGGCCACCUCGUCACCGUCAACGGCGUCGAGACUGUCAGAUCCUUGGCGCUUCUUUCAUUGUGUCUUCACUGCUAUGAUGAGUGCGCUGGGGCUUGGAACAUUCUCACCACGGCGGUUUCUAUUGCAACGUCGCUGGGCCUGCACAAACCUCGAACGUGCCGAGGCGGCAAAAACAACCGCCCUGACAAGAGGCCAGACUUUGCCAAUGAGGAAGAGCGCAAGGCAUUCUGGCUCGGCAUCUUUUCCUUUGAAAAGUUCUUGGCGUUCGAGUUGGGUCGCCUUUCUUCAAUAGAGGAUGAGGAGUGCUACCCGCCUCAUGUCGAGAUGCCCACGGGCAACGGUACGUCGUCGAAGGAUAAGGCGUUUGCUGUGACCGUCGACCUUGCGAGGAUACUCAGCGAGAUUGGAAGAAAGGCUGUCAUCGUCAGCCGGAAGGAAGACGGACUCCGAGACGGUGCACUACAAGCUAUCAUAGCUGAAAAGGUUGAGACCACAGGGGAGGCACAGCUGCUCUUAACCAGAUGGGGUGAAUCAGUGCCCGAUGAGCUAAGACCGAUAUCAGACAUCUUGAUCGGCUCAAAACAGUGCCCCUUUGCAUCAUUCAUAUCGAUGCAUUAUAAUAAUGCGCUCGUGAUCCUCUCACGAAACAGUCUUCUAAUCAGCGAAGAGGCAAUCACGUCAGGCGCCAACUUGAUUGCUAAAGGCAAACCGUGGGAUUAUAUCAUGCGGAAUGGGCAAGGUCUCACCGCCAACGCCGCCCGGAAAGUUCUCAGGAUAGUAGUCGAAGCGGUCGACUCCAAGUCAAAUGCGAUCCUACCGAAUCUUCUUGCGCCACUCCAUGCACUCACAACCCUAGCUGUCCAUGUCGUAACGCACCCAGACUCUCGCAUCUCAACCAUGGACCUACACCUCAUUCAAACGGCCUCAGACUCCAUGAGAGAGAUAUACACGAGGCUUCGGGGUGACGGCUUACUGGACAUGCUGCUACAGAAGAUCGACUCAUUCCUUCACAAAGGGCUGCCGACGCCAGGAUCGUCGAGUAACCGAACAACUACUACCGUACCAGCCAUGACUCCAAGAUCCAUGCCAGACGCCAGCCCUUGGCAAAACGCUGGGGAGACACCGACGCCCAGAUCGGUAGAUGCUCAGUGGUCUGGCAGUGACGACAGCCGCCGCAGGGAAUCAGGUGGCAAUGUGCCUGGUUCAACAAUGCCCUUUUAUAACCAAGGAAACGGGUUUCCCAGCGGAUCGGAGUUCGGAUUCGACUCCUUUGGCGAGAUGCCCAUGGUUGGCGACGAAUGGUCGCCUAGUCUGUCUGAUGGGAUCGGAUGGGACUGGGCGUGCUUUUCUCAUCUUCUAAACGACCAGUACCAGCCACAGUGA
Molecule: messenger RNA, 2373 nt
Organism: Colletotrichum paranaense
Lineage: Eukaryota; Fungi; Ascomycota; Sordariomycetes; Glomerellales; Glomerellaceae
Product: fungal specific transcription factor domain-containing protein
Exons: 4
Coding region: 1-2373 (790 amino acids)
Biological process (GO): DNA-templated transcription; regulation of DNA-templated transcription
Molecular function (GO): zinc ion binding; DNA-binding transcription factor activity, RNA polymerase II-specific; DNA binding
Source: RefSeq, a predicted model, not a curated record